AUGACCUCUGCAUCAGCACGGCCUGAGAGACGGUCUCUAAGCGUAGAUUCUGUAACACCAUAUGCCUUGGCUCCUUUCCUCUGGGUCAUUCCUGAAGCUGCUGCUUCCAACACCUAUGUGAGGGAAGACGCCCCCGUUGAUGACACCGUCCUCUUUCAAGUCCUCUGCAGUUCAGGAUGCACGGAACUCUUCAUUCUUGCCGCGUCCCCCAAUGAGAAUGAGCAAUUCUUCAAAAUUCUCCAGAGCAAUGAUACAUCAGCCGAUCUGGGUUGGGCCAAACCCCAUGCCUUUGAGGAUUUCAUGGGCGAAGAUGAAAUUAUCAUAUGGCUUCAGGGAAAUUUGCAGUCCUUUGUCUUACUCAUUUUGCCUGUGAACGACAAAAAACCCUAUUGGGACAAUUUACCGCUGCAGAUUUCCGUUGAAGAAGGAUUCGUGGGAGAAGUGCCUGGAGUAAGCAACGAGUAUUGGAUCAAGGCCUUAGACGAUGACUUCGGGGACAAUGGGUCUCUUUCCUACAGCUUGAGCCAUUACAACGGGAAAGAGAGGCAUUCUGAGCACACACCCCGCUCCCUACUUAGGGAGGACCGAUACGGACUUUUCCGCGGGGACGUAUACAACGUCCCCGCGUAUUAUACUUGUGGUUCCCUUUCAUCCCUGGAGGGAAGAUGA
Molecule: messenger RNA, 669 nt
Organism: Darwinula stevensoni
Lineage: Eukaryota; Metazoa; Arthropoda; Ostracoda; Podocopida; Darwinulidae
Source: the annotation of a GenBank genome assembly